This is a messenger RNA of Loxodonta africana (African savanna elephant), 2564 nucleotides long. Its product is annotated as maestro heat-like repeat-containing protein family member 1. NCBI's taxonomy places the organism in Eukaryota, Metazoa, Chordata, Mammalia, Proboscidea, Elephantidae. Bases 372 to 1778 code for a protein of 468 amino acids. The transcript is spliced from 11 exons. Gene Ontology annotation, cellular component: cytoplasm. The record is from RefSeq and is a predicted model, not a curated record.
UUUAUUGAUUAAUCAGUAGAUAAGAACUGCUUUGGGUGAAGGGAAAGACACCACUCAAUACAUGGAAGGUCAGCUCAGUUGGACUGGACCAAAAGCAAAGAAGUUUCCAGGAUAAAAUGAAUGCCUCAUGGUAAUUUUUAUUGUGUUUAUUUUAUGUAUAAAGAAAUAGAGACUCCAGGAGUUAAGUGAAUUGCCUAAAGGUAUAUUCUAGUUAGGGACAGUCAGAUUGGGAGCCAGACUUACAUCUUCUGAUUCUUAAACACGAUUCUUUGUAUGUUUUUAUCAUACCAUGAAACCCACCUCCUAGGAAGUACCCACCUGCAGCAUGAGAGAAAUAGCCUCCCUCUCUACCUUCUUUCUUUCUAACAGAAAUGUUUACAGUUAUGGUAGUUUCCUCAGAAACUGCUGAAAGGGACUUGGAAUGGGAUGCCUCAGGAAGGAACAUCGAAAUCUUUAUGGAUUCGCUCCAAGUUCCUGGUGAGUUGUCAGCAGAAAAAGUCUUACAAACCCUCAAGUUGCUGGAAACUAAAAUCUUAAAUCACAAGAUGACAACUCCAUUAUGCCAGAAGGUGACAAAUAGCAUCAUCAACUACCUGAGGAUAAUGAAGCCUGAGGGGGAACUGGAAGAGAUGUGUACUGCAGUUCUAAUAGCUCUGGGGUCCUACUGCCCAGGAAUGGUCACAAUCAAGCUGUGGGACAAAUUUCAUAACUUCAGCCUGCCCCCAAGGAGCCUCCUGAUGGCGGUGGGGAAACUCAGCUUCGGCCAGGGUGUGGCCACGUACAUUGGCCCCACUUGGGAAUAUAUCCUGCGCCUUCUGAGGAAGGCUGAGAGAGAGAAUGACAUGUUGGCGAUAUGUCAAGUGCUCAACGGGUUGGCCAUCAGUGCCCGGAAACAUCUGGAUCUGAGACGUGAAAAUGAAGAAGUGAUGGACAUCUCUGCAGAGUCGCUGUCCAUCAAGGCCUGCCAGACCCUCAGGGUUCUCUUCAAUCGCUGGCCCCUGAAGAACAAUAGCAAGGUGACGGAGCAAGCCCUAGUGGUAAUUGGCCACCUCUUCUUCCUCAUGCCAUCACCCAAACUCAAGAACCAAGUGAACUGGCUAACCCGAAGAUUAAUGACUUUGACGGAGGCAAAACUGGAUCCUUUCUACAUUUCCCAGUGUAUUUACAAACUUUUGGGUGCCCUGGCUGUCAGCGGCAGUGGAGGUGUAAACUUGGCAUCACAGCUGGAAAAUAUUGUGGACAUGCUUUUCAAGCAGGUGAGAGAAAAAGUCAAUAGCUCAGAUCCUCACACAGUGCAGAACUACAGCUUCACCUUGAAGGCUUUCUACACCCUGACCAAGUUAUACAAUGAGCAGAUGGUGCUAUUACUACGGAAGGUGCUAGAAUCCACUGAUCCAGUCAAAGUAGCGUCAGCUCUUCAAGUCUUCACGUAUGUGUUCUGGGAAGUGUCCCAGACAGAGAAAGUGAAGAGUGACGUGAUGAAUUCAGUCAUAAUUGUGAUUCAGGAGGAUUUCAAACUGGUACGGGUGGCCCUCCUGUACUUCCUUGAGAGACUGGCCCAGUGUGGCUACUUGAACCUACCCCAGGGAAACGUCAUCAUCAACUACCUCAUCAAGCUCAGCGAGCUGAACUCCUCAGUACAAAGAAACCAGGCAGGUGAAGGGGUAGAGGGGUGGAGGGUGAGAGCGAGACUCAGGGGAGGGGGCAGGAGAAAGGACAGCUGGAAGCAGAAGGGAAAGAAGAGGAGGGGAGGCUGGCAUGAUGAGGAGGGACCUUAGGCAUCUAAAACCCUGAUCAGUGGGCCAUGGGAGGCCUUGAAUCAGGACACUCAGCUAGCAUUGGUUUCAGAUUUUAAUUUUUCCUUUUAUUUCAGAUCACAGGGGAAAUUCAAAAAAUGUGUUCCAGAAUUCUACAGAUGGUAAAAAAAAAAAAUAGGGCUAAAGAAGCCUCCCCUUUUCUUCCCCUCUGGUUCCCCAGGUCAGCAUCCUGACCCACAGACUGCCUGUUUCUCCCCUUCUCCGCUAUCUAACCCCACGUACUGUCUCUUCCAACCUUCCCCAUCUCCAUCUAUUCCCACUUGAGUGCCUGGGGCUCCUCUGAGAAGUGACUCAGUAGAGCUGAAUAGGGUCACUGGAUGGGGAGUCUGGAGGCCUAAGCUUCAGCCCUGUUCUGCCAGUUUCUAGUUGCUAUAAAAUCUUGGAGCAAGUUGCUGUAAGCUGUGAUUUCUCCUGCCAAAGGACGGUGAUUAUAUACCCAUCCUGCUUACAGCAACCUAUAAGGACUCCUGUAGGCGCAAAUGAGCUGAUGUGUGGGCCAGAGUUGAGUAAAGGGCUGUGAGGAGGGAAAGAAGAGCUGUGAUUCAAUCUCCUUUUCCCUGGAGUUGGAGCUGCUCUCCCAGCAAACUCUGUCUCCUGGCCUUUAAUAUUUCUCCUGCCUCUGGAAUAUUCCCCAUUGAAGGUGAUUACAUGUCACACAAUUCCGCAUUUCAAGAAGUUCCUCUGUCUGUCUAAUCAAUCCCUCCCUUUUAUAAUUUUAAUAAGGACCUUGAUUAUAGUAGUGCAAAU